Messenger RNA from Maudiozyma barnettii, 5613 nucleotides. RefSeq names its product DNA-binding ATPase (gene MOT1). The record is from RefSeq and is a predicted model, not a curated record. NCBI's taxonomy places the organism in Eukaryota, Fungi, Ascomycota, Saccharomycetes, Saccharomycetales, Saccharomycetaceae. Gene Ontology annotation, molecular function: ATP binding; TBP-class protein binding; DNA binding. The coding region runs from base 1 to 5613 and encodes 1870 amino acids. The transcript has a single exon.
AUGACUUCUAAAGUAUCGCGUUUGGAUAGACAAGUUAUCCUGUUAGAGACAGGUUCUACUCAAGUAGUAAGAAAUAUGGCUGCUGAUCAGUUAGGUGAUCUAGCUAAACAACAUCCCGAAGAUAUAUUGUCUCUACUAUCAAGAGUUUAUCCAUUCCUAUUAGUUAAAAAAUGGGAAACAAGAGUUACUGCUGCUAGGGCUGUUGGUGCAAUUGUGUCAUAUGCUAAAGUAUGGGAUCCAAAUGAUGAUGAUGAUGAAUAUCAUCCUGAAAAUAAUAAUGAAACAGUAGAAAAUAAUGAUAUUCCAAUUAAAACCGAAAAUGAAGAUGAAAAUGAACCAACAAUAGAGAACGCCAAAAUCAAAUUCGAAGAUGAUAUAAAACUUCGAAUUGAAGAAUUCAAAGAAGAAAAUACUUACGAUUUGUUAGAAGAAAAUAGAAACUAUUAUGAUUUAAAUGAAUGGAAUAUAGCGCAACUCUUUAAGACUGGGAAAUUGUUAUUAUCAAAAAGUGUAAAUGAAUAUAAUGAUUCCUUUAAAAAUGGAUCGCCAGAUAUGUAUGAUAAUUCCAAUUCAACAAAUGAACCAGUAAAGGAAGAAAUAACUAGUGGAACACAGAAUAAAAAAUCAGCACGUAUGUUAGCGAUGGCUAAACGUAGAAGAAAGAUAAAGGCGAAAGGUAAUGGGAGUACAAAGCAAGUGGAUAUAACACAAAGCUCUGUGUCAAGAAAUAUUACAAAUAAAAAGGAUAUCAAGAGUGAAGUUUCAAAGGCCUCAACUUUGCAAAACCCAAAAUUAGAAAUUACAGAGCAAACAGAUAAGAGUAAAUUAAUGAUAGAAUCUGUAUCUGCUCCUAUUUUGGAACAACAUGAAAAAGUUGCAGGUAUCGUCUGGCAAUUCCAAGGGAUAUUCGAACUACUUAUAGAUAAUAUUUUUAAUGAUUCAUGGGAAAUUAGGCAUGGUGCAGCCCUAGGUUUAAGAGAAUUGAUGAAGAAGCAUGCAUACGGUGUAAAUAGAUUAAAAAGUGAAACCAGAGAGGUUAAUGAUAAGCGUAAUAAGAAAAGUUUAGAAGAUUUAGCCACAAGGUUAUUGACUAUAUUUGCUCUUGAUAGAUUUGGUGAUUUCGUCAAUGACACUGUAGUUGCACCUGUCAGAGAAUCAGUAUCUCAAACUUUAGCUGCAUUAUUAAUUCAUUUAGAUGACCAUUUAUCAUAUGAAAUUUUCCUGAAAUUGGAACAAUUAGCAUUGCAGGAUCCUGUAGUUACAGGGUGUCCUAAUAGAGUGUGGGAAGCUACACAUGGUGGUUUGUUGGGGAUACGAUAUUUCGUAAGCAUUAAAACAGAUUUCCUAACCUCUCAUAACCUAUUGGAUAGUGUGGUUAAUGUUGUCCUAUAUGGUUUGCGACAAUCUGAUGAUGAUGUCAAGAGUGUGGCUGCUUCUAUACUGGUACCAAUUACAGACCAAUUCGUUACUUUACAAAAUGAUAAAAUUGAAAUUUUAUUAACUACCAUGUGGACAUCUUUAUCCGAGCUUGAUGAUGAUUUAUCAUCAAGUGUUGGUUCUGUUAUGAAUUUAUUAGCAAAACUAUGUCAAUUUAAAGAAGUCUUGGACGUUCUAAAAACUAAAGCUGUUAUGUUACCAGCUGAAUGGGCCUUCAAGUCAUUAGUCCCAAAACUAUAUCCAUUUUUGCGUCAUUCUAUUACUUCGGUAAGGAAAGCUGUCCUGAAUUUGUUGAAAGCAUUUUUAUCUAUAGAAGAUGAUUCUACAAAGGGAUGGAUAAACAGUAAAGUAUUCAGACUAAUUUUCCAAAAUAUACUAUUAGAACAAAAUAGAGAAAUCCUUGAUUUAUCAUUUGAAGUAUAUACCUCAUUAUUGGCACAAUAUAAAUCAAAACACACUGAAAAAUCAUUGGACCAUGUCUUCAGUAAACAUUUACAGCCAAUUUUACACCUACUAAACACUCCAAUUGGUUUGAACGGUAAAAAUUAUAGUAUGGAAGGACAAUUUAUUUUGAAACCGUCACAACACUAUCAAAUUCACUCUCAGAAAAAAAGAUCCAUUUCGGAAGCAAGUUCGAAUUCGGACAUUCCAGUUCCAAAAACAUCAGAACAUGUGAACAUAGAUGCCCCAAUGAUUGCGGGUGAUAUCACACUAUUAGGUUCUGAUGUCAUUAUUAAUACCAGAGUUAUGGCAGCACGUGCAUUCGGUUUAACUUUAGCAAUGUUCCAGGAUUCAACUCUAUCGUCAUUCUUUUCAAAUGUUUUAGUUCGUUGUUACGAUUUACCUUACGCAACACCUAGAAUGUUGGCAGGUGUCAUUCUUACAGAAUUUUGCGGUGCAUGGUUGAAAAAUAAUCGAGGGAGGACUGGAUUACCACCAUUUGUUAAUGAAAUAUUUGGUGAAAAGAUAAAUUCACAAUUAUCUGACCCGUCAUCAUUACCUGUUUUUAGAGAAUUGGUUCCAAGCUUAAAAGCGUUACGUAUGCAAUGCCAAACUUUAUUAACAACAUUCGUUGACGUCGGUAUGUUACCCCAACAUAAAUUACCUAGAAUCGCUAUUGUCGUUCAAGGUGAGACGGAGGCCGGACCACAAGCAUUUACUAUUGAAACUGCUGAAAAGGUUUACAACGAAUAUUACCCAAAACUAUUUAAAGCAAUGAGUAAUUCAUAUAAAGUUUUAGGAAAGAAGCCUUUGGAAGAUGCGAGAUAUCGUGUUCAGCUAGCAAUCAAUUCAACUAAUGAGUUAACAAAAGCUAGGUCUAAUUGGGUUUUAUGUAAUGCCGCAUCCUCGAUUUUGUUAAUGAACGGAAUUCCAUCUAAAUUAAAUCCAAUUAUAAGAUCACUAAUGGAUAGUGUAAAAGAAGAAAAUAAUGAAAUGCUUCAGCAGAUGGCCGGUAAUUCUGUGAUUCACCUCCUUCGUGAAUUAAUCAGGUGCAAUAAGAGUAAUGUUGCUAACAAGAUUGUUAAAAAUCUUUGUGGUUUCUUGUGUGUUGAUACUUCAGAGGUUCCAGAUUUUGUUGCCAAUCAAAAAUAUUCUUCUGAAAUAUUAACUCUAAUAAAAGAAGAUAAUUCCAUCACUGAUCAAGAAGAUAUUGAAUUGAAAAAAGUUGCAGAUGAUGCGAAGUUGAAACGUAAGGGUGGUUUAUACACAUUAGGGAAACUAUUGUCUGUCUUUGAUAAAGAAGAAUUGUCUAAAAUUCCAAAGUUCAGGGAUCUCUUAUUUGAACCUCUGGAUAAAUCAUAUUCAAAUGAUGAAUUAAAGAGUAAUGGCUCCUCUAUUGGUCAAUCUAUUGUUGAUGCCAUGGGAAUAUUACGUGUUCUAUUCCCAUACAUGGAUUCAGAGUUACGUGACAGUGAUGUCGUCCAGAGAUUAAAGAAUCUUCAAGGAUUUUUGUCAUCAGAAUAUUCCGUUUUCCGUUAUUCAGCAGCUAGAACAUUUGCUGAUAUUGCGAAGAUAUAUCCUGUCCAAGUAAUGACAUUUAUUAUUCGUGAUAUAUUGCCGAUGAUGAACAAUGCCGGUUCUAUUGUUGAACGCCAAGGUGCAUCGGAAUUAAUAUAUCAUUUAUCCGUAUCUAUGAGAACAGAAAUUCUUCCGUACGUGAUCUUCCUAAUUGUUCCAUUGUUAGGCAGAAUGAGUGAUUCUAAUCAUGAUAUAAGAAGUAUAACUACUACUACGUUUGCUUCAAUUAUUAAACUCGUUCCUUUAGAAGAAGGUAUUUCCGAUCCGGAGGGGCUUCCGGAAGAUUUAAUGGCUGGUCGUGAAAAAGAAAGAGAUUUUAUUCAACAAAUGAUGGAUCCGUCAAAGGCGAAACCAUUCAAACUUCCGGUAGCCAUUAAAGCAACUCUUAGAAAAUACCAACAGGAUGGUGUAAAUUGGCUCGCAUUUCUAAACCAUUAUAAUCUGCAUGGUAUACUAUGUGAUGAUAUGGGUCUUGGAAAGACAUUACAAACGAUUUGUAUUAUUGCUAGUGAUCAAUACUUAAGACAGGAGGAUUACAAGGAAACUCAAUCGGUUACCACAAGACCAUUGCCAUCCCUUAUUGUUUGUCCACCAUCUCUAACAGGUCAUUGGGAAAAUGAAUUCAAACAAUAUUCUCCAUUUAUGAAAGUUUUGGUAUAUGCAGGUGGUCCAUCGCAACGUUAUCCAUUAAGGGACCAAUUAGGUAGUGGUGACGUAAUCGUUACUUCAUAUGAUGUUGCAAGAAAUGAUUUAGAAUAUUUAAUGAAGUUCGACUAUAAUUAUUGUGUCUUGGAUGAAGGCCAUAUAAUCAAGAACUCUCAAUCCAAAUUAGCAAAAGCAGUGAAACAGCUAAGAGCCAAUCAUCGUUUGAUUUUAACAGGUACACCUAUUCAAAAUAAUGUUGUGGAAUUGUGGUCAUUAUUUGAUUUUCUAAUGCCCGGGUUUUUGGGUACCGAAAAAAUGUUCCAGGAUCGGUUUGCCAAGCCAAUUGCUGCUUCCAGAAACAGUAAAACAUCUUCUAAAGAGCAGGAAGCUGGUGUUUUAGCAUUAGAAGCCUUGCAUAAGCAAGUCUUGCCUUUUAUGCUUAGAAGAUUGAAGGAAGAUGUGUUAUCAGAUUUACCACCAAAGAUUAUUCAAGAUUAUUAUUGUGAAUUAAGUGAUCUACAAAAGCAACUUUACCAGGAUUUCGCUAAGAAGCAGAAAACUGUCGUUCAAAAGGAUAUUCAAAAUACUGCUGAAGUGGAUAACAAACAGCAUAUAUUUCAGGCUCUUCAAUAUAUGAGAAAAUUGUGUAAUCAUCCUGCCUUAGUUUUAUCUCCUGAGCAUCCACAACUGCAACAGGUUCAACAAUAUCUAAAACAGGCACAUUUGGAUUUGCAUGAUAUAAUUAACGCUCCAAAAUUAACAGCAUUAAGGACACUUUUAUUGGAGUGUGGGAUUGGAGAGCAGGAGGUUGAUAAAGGAUCUGGUAAUCAGCUUUUGACAACAAAUGUGAUAUCUCAACACCGUGCAUUGAUUUUUUGUCAAUUGAAAGAUAUGUUAGAUAUGGUAGAAAAUGAUCUAUUCAAGAAAUGCAUGCCAUCUGUGACAUAUAUGAGACUUGAUGGUACUGUUGACCCUCGUGAUAGGCAAGGUGUGGUUAAGAAAUUUAAUGAAGACCCUUCUAUUGAUUGUUUACUUCUAACAACAAAAGUAGGUGGCUUGGGUUUGAAUUUAACAGGUGCUGAUACUGUUAUUUUUGUAGAACAUGACUGGAAUCCAAUGAAUGACUUGCAAGCUAUGGAUCGUGCCCACCGUCUGGGUCAAAAAAAGGUUGUUAACGUCUAUAGAAUUAUUACCAAGGGCACACUUGAGGAAAAGAUUAUGGGUCUACAAAAAUUUAAAAUGAACAUUGCAUCAACUGUUGUUAACCAACAAAAUAGUGGGUUAGCCUCAAUGGAUACUCAUCAAUUGUUGGACUUGUUUGAUACAUCAAAUGUGCCUUCACAAGAUGACGAAGAAGCAAAACAAAAUCAAGCUGAUAUGGACGACAUGGCCAAUGAAACUGGUUUAACCGGUAAGGCCAAGGAGGCCGUCGGUGAAUUAAAGGAGCUAUGGGAUAGUUCUCAAUAUGAUGAAGAAUAUAAUCUGGACAAUUUUAUUAAAACAUUACGUUAA